Cygnus olor (mute swan) is the source of this 2141-nucleotide messenger RNA. RefSeq names its product neuropeptides B and W receptor 1 (gene NPBWR1). Gene Ontology annotation, cellular component: neuron projection; membrane. Gene Ontology annotation, biological process: neuropeptide signaling pathway. NCBI's taxonomy places the organism in Eukaryota, Metazoa, Chordata, Aves, Anseriformes, Anatidae. The coding region runs from base 379 to 1509 and encodes 376 amino acids. The transcript has 3 exons. The record is from RefSeq and is a predicted model, not a curated record. Gene Ontology annotation, molecular function: neuropeptide binding; neuropeptide receptor activity.
UCCUGUUGGCGCACCCUGCUUCAGCUUGGCAGCGCGUUUCGGGGUGCUGUGUGCCACCUGACAGCUACGCACUGCCCCCACACGUCUCCACGGACCACCCUGAGGACCCAGCAGUGGAUGCUGUACUCCCAGACCCAGUGUGCAAAGCAGAUGCCGUCUGCAAAUCGGAUUUCUCCCACCUUUGCUGCGCUGCUGUCCAUCAGGAGGGGAUGCGACUGGAGAGCGAGGUGGGCAUGCAUUUAACUCCUGGCCGUGCUUAGGAUCAAGCUGAGACGUGGCAUCGGUGCUGCCUGCCCGCAGCCGGACCCGCUCCCGCAGCCCCGGACCCAGGGGCCCCCCAGCCGCCAGCUGGGAAAGGUCCCCGCUGGCAGGAGGCACAUGGGAGCUGAAGGGAGGACACCGGUGGUUGGAUGCUCCGGAGGAGAGAAGCUUGAGAAUAACCAGGAUCCCUGCCUUUCCCCCUUCUUCCAAGUCCUUUUCGCCACCAGUGGGCCUGGCCCCUCUGCUGUGGCCAUGGAAAACUCCUCACUUCCAGAGCUCAAUUCCUCCUGUGAGGCUGGGCCCGCAGACUGCGCAGGGAGAGGGGAUGAGGGGCUGAAUAUGCCCCCUCCCCUGCUGAGCCCCAGCUUCUACGUCACGGUGCCUGUCAUAUACUCCAUCAUCUGUGCUGUGGGGCUGACAGGUAACACUGCUGUCAUCUAUGUAAUCCUCAAAGCCCCAAAGAUGAAGACAGUCACCAACAUCUUCAUCCUUAACUUAGCCAUUGCUGAUGAGCUCUUUACCUUGGUGCUGCCCAUCAACAUUGCUGACUACCUGCUCCUGCAGUGGCCCUUUGGAGAGUUCAUGUGCAAGCUCAUCAUCUCGAUAGACCAGUACAACAUCUUCUCCAGCAUCUAUUUCCUCACCAUCAUGAGCAUUGACCGCUACCUUGUUGUGGUGGCCACCACCAAGUCCAGGAAGAUGUCUUACCGCACCUACCGAGCAGCGAAGAUUGUGAGCCUUUGCGUCUGGUCCUUCGUCACAGUUAUCAUCCUGCCCUUCACUGUCUUUGCUAAGAUACACAAGGAGCAGGGGCGUUCCCAGUGUGUCUUUGUUUUCCCCCACCCUGAGAGCAUGUGGUGGAAAGGCAGUCGGAUCUAUACCCUUAUCUUAGGCUUUGCUAUCCCAGUGUCCACCAUCUGCAUCCUCUACACCAUCAUGUUGUGCAGACUGAGACGUGUGCAUCUCCACAGCAAUGCCAAAGCCCUGGACAAAGCUAAAAAGAAAGUGACACUGAUGGUGGUUGUCAUCCUGGCUGUGUGCCUGUUCUGCUGGACACCCUAUCACCUUAGCACAGUGGUGGCACUCACCACAGACAUCCCACAAACUCCUUUGAUCAUUGGGAUUUCCUACUUCAUCACUAGCUUGAGUUAUGCCAACAGCUGCUUUAACCCUUUCCUGUAUGCCUUUCUAGAUGACAGUUUCCGGAGGAGCUUUCGCAAACUGAUAGACUGCAGAACCACCUCAUAGAGUCAACACCGUUCCCCCUCAUGUCCCUUGCACUGUCAUCUGCUCCUCCUGGGUGACUCAGGAGCCCAAAGGCUGUGUGAUGAUCCACAGUGCUUCAGGUUGUCUCACUACUCGAAACACAAACUGGGGACAGACGGGUCAUUCUUAACUCUCCUGUACAUAUUUCCUCAGCAUUGCUCUCCAUCUCUUUCACUAACGUGUUUUUGUCCUUCUCUCUAAUGUGCUUUAUGUCCUAGGGCUGUAGCUCAGAGAGCUGCAGCAGAUCCCUUUUCCAUUUAAUAGGGUACUGCUUGGUGAACUCAUACCACGUGACUGUCUCUGUUACUGGAGAUUUGUAAAGCCAAAUAAAGGUGUGUUGUUGGGUGUCUUGCUUAAUGAUUCCUCAGCCUCCUUCAUAUCCACAGAAUCUGCUUGCCAAAAGACUCACAAACUUAACAAUAUUGAAAAAGACACAGAUCCAAAGGAUAAGCAAUAUACCGAGGCACCAGGUAAGGAAUAAACCAAGACAUUGAGCUCAUUUUGUGUCACAGACUGUUCAGAAGUAGUCAAAAUCCCUGAGAACAGGCAAGAAGGACUCAGCCUGGUUUAAAGGAAGAGCAAUACCUCACUGGUGAAUAAAAUACCAGUGGGUU